Messenger RNA from Anthostomella pinea, 399 nucleotides. Lineage: Eukaryota; Fungi; Ascomycota; Sordariomycetes; Xylariales; Xylariaceae. The record is from the annotation of a GenBank genome assembly.
AUGCGAUUGUCCUCCAUAAUAACACUACUCGCAGCAGCCGCUGGCGGCAGUGCGUGGCAGAACUCGUUGGCCUACGAGUUCGAAACACACAACUGCAAGGGCGGGUUGACCGGCGCACACCUAUCCAUGAAGUAUUGGAAAAUCCCCAUGAAGAACGCGUCCAACAGCGUGGUCACGUAUACAGUCAACAAGGGCGUCUUCCGGUGGUACGCGUACUCGGCCACCACGGAGGACGGGCACGACUGCUACGGCGACGUCGUGGGGAAGCUCCAGGAAGGCUGCAACGACCUGGACAAGUUUGUGAGCAAGGGGGGCCAGAGGAUAAAGUGCAUCAUGUGGUGCAAUAGCUGGGCGAGUAAGGACAAGAAGUACUCGUGCGCGGCGAUCGGCCAGGAGUGA